This is a messenger RNA of Oncorhynchus nerka (sockeye salmon), 1332 nucleotides long. Its product is annotated as B-cell receptor CD22-like. The coding region runs from base 1 to 732 and encodes 243 amino acids. The record is from RefSeq and is a predicted model, not a curated record. NCBI's taxonomy places the organism in Eukaryota, Metazoa, Chordata, Actinopteri, Salmoniformes, Salmonidae. The transcript has 4 exons.
AUGAACCCCUCUCCCCCAGUCUCUCCUAAGGACGCCUUGGCCUCCAUCAGUCCAGCUGAUCCAUUAUUAGUGGGCAGCUGUGUUAAUCUGACCUGCAGCAGUACAGCCAACCCUCCUGUGACAAACUUCACCUGGUUCAAGAUCAGUGGGGGUAAAACAACACAGCUAGCAUCUGGACUGAGUUACACCCUCAAUGUGACUGUUGAUGGAGGACUGUACUACUGUGAAGCAAGAAAUAGUCACGGCUGUGGGAAGUCGAAUGAAGUGCAGCUGGCUAUAAAAGGUAAAAUGGGCACGGCAAGAAGAGUCAAAAACCUCAGGGGUUGGUGUCUGGUUUCUGGGGUUGCAGUAGGAACUCUGGGGGCCAUUUUGCUUAUCAGCCUGAUCAUUUUUUUUGUAUGGAGGAGAAACUCGAGGCUCCACGAUGGACUUGAAAGGACGGACAAUUCACAGGGACAGAAGUCCCCAGUUGGGACAGUGUGUACUAACCAGGCCACAGCCGGAGAGGAACCAGAGGAACAUGCAGAAGACCAGCCUGAAGAGAUCCAAUACGGUGACAUGGACUUCUCCAAACUACAGACCAAAGAGACCCCAGCUGCAGCCCAGGACAGGGUCCAGGGACAGGAGAGUGAGUACGCUGAAGUCAAUGUGACUGGGAGAGGGGCUCAGGAACCACCUCUUAACAACCUAGAUGGGCUUUAUGCACAAGUGAAUAAAACAGGUGGAUGUUAAGUAUUUUGCAAUUGGGUAUUAAGUGUUUUUAUGUACAGUAUUGUCAUUAUGUAUCUGUUUCUAUUGGUACUUCUGUUACAUUUAUAAUUGUGUGCUCUUUGAUUAUCUGCAUAUUUGUAGAAUUUUCUGGGAUGAAAAGUGUUUAACUGUUACUAUAGUGUUGAUAUGAUGAUGCAGGCUACUCUUUAUUUUAGACCAUUUAUUUUGACUGUUGAGUUCACAGAGCAUCUGUUUAAUGGGUUCCAGUAUAGAGGAACUGCUGAGUUCAACUAGCUCACUGAAGGCAGUUUAAGUCCAUAUAAAGUCAAUGAUGACUGAGGAGAGAAGACACAGUUAGUUGGAGAGACAGUGGUCUGAUACAAGACAGGAAGUUGGUGCAGUAAGUCGACAUGAUGGCAGAAUGGUGUUAACAUCUACUAGUCACUGUUUAUCUUCAUCUUUUGUGCAGUUGCCAGAAUAACACUUUUUUCACUUUUCAGUUUUUAUCUAUUUAGAAUAUAUAGUUUCAGUUUUUAUGUUGAGUGUUUAACAACAGAAUCAAUUGAGGUUGAAUGUAAGGUUGUUUAUUAAUUGCACUGCAAUAAAAACCUUUACAUUUAA